GUGUAGCCUCCCGCUCAAGCCAUCAUCGGCAAUGCGCGGACAGACAAGGCGAUAUUCCUCUGCCCUCCAAAACCAAACGAAGAGCAAACAACAACGCUUUUACCGGUGACACUCUUCGGUCAUUCGGUAACAUAAGGUAGUCCGUUUGUAACGCAAAAUGGCUCAAAGCGGAUUAAAAGAAGGCUUUUGUGUAAUGUGAUACCGGGAGACUGACGCUUGUUCAUGUUUCACGGAUGUUACAGUUUUUUUUGCCUCUGUAGCGUUGUAUGUUAGCAAUGGAUCUCUAUCCCUCUUCGGAGUCUGUUAUGCGGAUAGGGAGGGAGUCGUGCCGUUUGUUCCCCUUGUGCUCUAGCUGUUGAUAGCUAGCCUCCAAAGAAAAUAACAAUGAACUGAAUCAAACAGUUUUGUUUUAGGCUUUUACCCUGCUGAUAUUUUAAAGACACACCCGGGAACAUUUUGUAUUUGUUGAACGAACCUUUUGUUGAAACUAGACAAACAUUUUGGGAUCACCAGCUUCUUUGGGCAGUGGUGCAUUGAGGCGACACAACAAUGGGAUUAUCUUUGACCAUUGACUGAGAAUUGUUUUUAAAAGUUAAUUUAUCUCAGAGAAUAUAGUGGUGAGUUUUUGGACAGAGCGCAUAUUUGCGCGAAAUUUGGAUGACUUGACAAUCUACCUGCCUAAAUUUGUGGAGAAGACCAUUGUGAGGACUCGCCGGGCAAUCGCAUGUGUCCAGUCUAGUUGGUCUGGUCUAGAACGGCUUCAUCACUGGAACACGACCACACAAAGCCUGCUAGAAAAACGAUGGCGAAUGACUCGAUGCAAACACCACGGCAGCAUGCGAACGCUACUGGACAGCAGCUGGAUAAAGUUUGGGCCAGCCGGCAGAGGGUCCAUCGAUUGGGUGACUGGGUCACCUUCUCCCCCCACGGUAGAGAGACAGUUACAGGGCUACAACUGGAAUGAGCUGAACCUCGACCAGGAGGGGAGGUCAGAGCUGCUCCUCUAUGUGGUCCUCCCCGUCGCCUCCCUCCUCAUUCUGGGCCUCCUGGUACUCCUGGCCUACUGGAGGUGCUCUUCUCCCAAGCUCAGCCUGGCCCAAAUCAUCGCCCUGGACCUCCAGGACGCCGAGAGCAGCGCUGAGUUCCUCUCCUCGCUCACCGGCCAACGCGAACGCCACACCAGCACCAGCUCUGACAUGUCGGACAGUGUGUUCGUCAUGGUCUACCUGCCGCCGCCCUACGAGGAGACGCUGACCAAGAUCACACGCGCCGCCAGUCUGACCAGUCGGAAAGACUCCAUGAAGAUAGAGGACCUGGAGGCCUGGCUGUGUCCGGAGAUCAAGUCCAGUGGACGCUACGUGUGACUGGGGAACACUGGGACUGUCUCUCAAAUGGCACCCAAUUCCCUAUAUAGCCCACAUAGGGCUCUGGUUAAAAGUAGUGCACUUUGUAGGGAGUAGGGUAUAACUAGCAAGCUCUUUAGAAUAAGGGGUUUUCAGUGGACUAAGAAAAACAUCAGACCUGAGUUAAUCUUUUGUGGGUACCAGCUUUCUACACAGAGGAGUGUGCAAUUGUAUGGAAGCUGGAAAUUGCAUUGACUGGCUGUACAGCAUACAGUACAUCUAGAUUCUCUACAGAGGACAUACGCUGACUAUGUACAAACCGUAGGUCACAGUAGGCAAAUAAAACUCUUUCAACGAUACAAAAAAGAAUAUACAAUUAAUUUGCGUUGUUUUUAUCUCCUAAAUGAAACCCAUUUUUACUUCCACACUACAACCCUCCUGUACCUGUGUUGUUUUACAGGUUGUUCCUUAUUUGGAGACUUAAGAAUGUCAAUGUGCAAAGUACAAGAAUGUUAGUCUUAUAUGUAAUACUGUAUGUUAUUUGAAUUUUAUUGUAAUUGUAUUUAUAUGUUAGAAGGUACAAAGACCUAGCCUGGGUACCAUGCCUUUGACAGGAGUGGCAAGGGGUGGAAUGUUAGCUAGACUGGUACCUGGACUUACAAAGACCUGGUCCAGGUUAAUAAUUCCCUUCAUUCCUUGGAAUCACAUCAUGAAUGUACUCCUAAAAACCUCAGACCUGAUACGUUUUAUAGACUACAUAACAGAUAUGCAGUAUAAUUUACAAGUAAUAUGUUUGUACAAAGUGUUAUAUUGUUUUUAAAUAAAUAAUAAGAAAAGCAUGGUUAGCAUGGUUAUGAUUGACAGAGUUCCGUCAUCAUCACUUAUGCACUUUGGCUGCAAAGUUAUAAUCACAUGCUGCCCCACUAUGGUACAUCUUGGUCAUAUCAUGUAGACUAUGUAGAGGUGAGCUCUCCUUUCCAAACGCAUGCCUUACAUUACAGCUAUGGUCUUGCUGCGUUUCUGAGCAAGAUUGUCAAGAAGUGUUAGAAAUGUCCAGGGGUCCAACUAGAUCUAGCAGCUACAGCAUUUCAUAUUCUACUCUUUGUACCAUUUAUUCUUGUAAAUGAUCAGUUUCAGAUAACUAGACUUCAUGGAAGCG
Molecule: messenger RNA, 2502 nt
Organism: Coregonus clupeaformis (lake whitefish)
Lineage: Eukaryota; Metazoa; Chordata; Actinopteri; Salmoniformes; Salmonidae
Product: small integral membrane protein 28-like
Exons: 3
Coding region: 810-1364 (184 amino acids)
Source: RefSeq, a predicted model, not a curated record